UAUUUACUUGGCUACUUGCGGAGAGCUUGAGGUGGAGCUCAGGCAAGUAGCAAUGGCGCUUUCAUCGUCUACAACUCUAUCUCCGUUCACUGUGAACGUAACCACGGACUUCCUCGGCUCAUCUUCAACCUCUCUUCCUCGCUUCAAUUUCAUCUCCAGACCAUGCACCAAUCGCCGGCCUUCACCUCUCAUCGUCCUUUCCUCAAAGUCCGGCGAUCGAGCUUGGAACGAGGCCAAGCGACAGUUGAUGGAGCAGUACGGCUUCGACCCCGACGUCGCCUUGACUGAGCCGACUCGGAAGGGAAAGAAGAAGAAGAGCAGUACUGAGCUACAGGAGGCCUCACAGGCUGAGCCUAAGCCCAAGAGAACUACACAUAAGUUGCUUCAGGUGCUUGGAGGAAAGGCUCGUAGAAUGAAGUUGCUGUCUCCAAAGGGUAUGGAUGUACGACCAAUGAUGGAGGUCGUGAAAGGUGCAGCCUUUGAUAUCCUGCAGGCUGCAGGUGGCUGUCCUGCAUCUUUAAGGCCUGGCCGUUGGUUAGACUUGUACAGUGGUACUGGAUCUGUUGGAAUUGAAGCUAUUAGCCGAGGAUGUUCUGAGGUGCAUUUUGUUGAGAUGGAUCCGUGGGUGGUUUCGGAGGUUCUACGUCCAAACUUGGAAUGGACUGGAUUUCUUGAUGUUUCAGUUAUACAUGCUGUGCGUGUUGAAAAGUUCAUAGAACGUGCAGAGAAACUUGCUGGUAAAGAACCUUUUGAUUACAUUAGUGUUACCCCUCCGUAUACACAAGUUGACUAUGCAGUACUGAUGGAUCAAAUAUCAAACUCGGCAUUAGUUGGAGAAAAUACCUUUAUAGUGGUUGAGUAUGCAACAAGGACCGACAUGCUUGAUUCAUGUGGAUGUCUUCUGAAGAUAACCGAUCGGCGGUUUGGCAGGACACACUUGGCUAUUUAUGGACCUAAGUGGGCCCAGAAGAAGAAGAAGUUAGAAAAGUCACUACGGGGAGUAGCAGUAGAACUGUAGAAGUUGGACACAAGUCUUGAAAUAGGAAGGAAACUGAAAUCUGGAAUUAAGAUAACUUUGCAGAGGGGGCAAUGACACAUUCUCUAAUGCCAUGUUGAGAGAAUGAAAUAUUUUCCCCCAUUAACUUUGAGUCUUGUUGGAGGCUCGCAGCAGCUCUACUGCAUGGUAGCCUUCGGAGGCUUCGCUAGUACAUUAGAGUUUUGUAGCUGAUCAACAAUUGUUAGAAGAGAAGUCAAACUUUUUAAUGUUAUAGACUUAAAGCUGAGUUUUGUCAAAAUGUAAGGUAUCUAAAACUGAUUUUGUGUACAUAUAUUAAUAUAUUGGUUGAGAGUUAAUUUUUGCUGA
This is a messenger RNA of Rosa rugosa (rugosa rose), 1363 nucleotides long. RefSeq lists its product as uncharacterized. Gene Ontology annotation, biological process: rRNA methylation. Gene Ontology annotation, molecular function: methyltransferase activity. The transcript is spliced from 10 exons. Bases 53 to 1018 code for a protein of 321 amino acids. NCBI's taxonomy places the organism in Eukaryota, Viridiplantae, Streptophyta, Magnoliopsida, Rosales, Rosaceae. The record is from RefSeq and is a predicted model, not a curated record.